CUCACCAAAAAAAGGGCUUUUAAUAAGCUGCUUCUCCAUUUCUAAGUGGGUUUAACCUCCUCAGCACAGAAUCGCAAUUUCGAUUGAACUCGGAGACACUGCAAAAAACUCCACCAUGGAUGUGAUCAAGACGCAGCAAAUAUCAUCGAGGCCAGUCGAGAAGGUCGUAGUCCACCCUCUGGUUUUGCUCAGUAUCGUUGAUAACUACAAUCGAGUUGCUAAGGAGUCUCGCAAACGAGUUGUAGGAGUUUUACUCGGUAGCUCUUUCAAGGGCACUGUCGAUGUCAGCAAUAGCUAUGCAGUCCCCUUUGAAGAAGAUGAGAAAGAUCCAAGCAUAUGGUUUCUUGACCACAACUAUCAUGAAUCAAUGUUUUCAAUGUUCAAGAGAAUAAAUGCUAAGGAGCACAUCGUAGGUUGGUAUAGCACAGGUCCAAAGCUAAGGGAGAAUGAUCUAGAUAUUCACCAAUUGUUCCACAAUUAUGUACCAAAUCCUGUGCUUGUGAUUAUUGAUGUUCAACCAAAGGAGUUGGGAAUACCUACUAAAGCCUACUAUGAUGUUGAAGAAGUUAAAGAGAAUGCUACCCAAAAGAGCCAGAAGAUCUUUGUUCAUGUACCUUCAGUUAUUGCUGCCCACGAGGUUGAGGAAAUUGGUGUGGAACACUUACUAAGGGAUGUCAAGGAUACCACCAUUAGUACACUUGCCAAUGAGGUGACAGGAAAACUUACUGCUCUGAAAGGUUUGGAUGCACGACUGCGUGAGAUUCGUGGCUACCUUGAUCUUGUUAUUGAUGAGAAGCUUCCGCUAAAUCAUGAGAUUCUUUACCAUUUACAGGAUGUAUUCAACCUUCUUCCAAAUCUUAACGUGGCAGAGUUGAUAAAAUCAUUUGCAGUAAAAACCAAUGAUAUGAUGCUGGUUAUUUAUCUUUCCUCACUCAUCCGGAGUGUCAUUGCACUUCAUAAUUUAAUCAAUAACAAGAUGCUAAAUAAAGAACACGAAAAGGCUGAGGAUGCAAAGCCAGCAAUUGUCCCCAUAGCUUCUGGAAACUAAUGUGCAGCUUCCAUCAGCCCCUUUGAAACAUCUGAGUUGAAGGAGCUAGUUAUCUGUCCGUUGGGUUCUUGAUUGGAAGAGAUGGCUAGUUUCCCAGCAUGUAUUUUCCUGAUAAUUUUUUGUUCAAUGUCACUUUAUUUGCCCAAAUAUAUGCUGCUGUAGACCACUCAUUUCACUUUUUUUAAUUCAAAAGCAAUUUGAAGUCAGGCUGUGAAAGGAAAUAUAGAACCCUAAGCCUCAUUAGCUGCUAAUGUCGUAGAAUCAAAAUGAUUGUUCCAUCCAUUUGAAGCUGUUUAAUCGUUGAAUGGGCAAAAAUAUUUUAUCCAUAGUGGAUCAUUGAUUUU
Molecule: messenger RNA, 1392 nt
Organism: Cucurbita maxima (winter squash)
Lineage: Eukaryota; Viridiplantae; Streptophyta; Magnoliopsida; Cucurbitales; Cucurbitaceae
Product: 26S proteasome non-ATPase regulatory subunit 7 homolog A-like
Exons: 9
Coding region: 116-1048 (310 amino acids)
Biological process (GO): proteasome-mediated ubiquitin-dependent protein catabolic process
Cellular component (GO): proteasome regulatory particle; proteasome complex
Molecular function (GO): protein binding; metallopeptidase activity
Source: RefSeq, a predicted model, not a curated record